Dunckerocampus dactyliophorus (ringed pipefish) is the source of this 2099-nucleotide messenger RNA. RefSeq names its product tyrosyl-DNA phosphodiesterase 1 (gene tdp1). NCBI's taxonomy places the organism in Eukaryota, Metazoa, Chordata, Actinopteri, Syngnathiformes, Syngnathidae. The record is from RefSeq and is a predicted model, not a curated record. The transcript has 16 exons. Gene Ontology annotation, cellular component: nucleus. Gene Ontology annotation, molecular function: single-stranded DNA binding; double-stranded DNA binding; 3'-tyrosyl-DNA phosphodiesterase activity. Bases 134 to 1969 code for a protein of 611 amino acids. Gene Ontology annotation, biological process: double-strand break repair; single strand break repair.
AUGUUUUUUGUGCAGCGAGUUUCUAGCCGGACUCAUAUCUUCAACGCACAGCCUUUAUUCGCUGUUGUCUAAUGGAAGUUUGCUUGGUCGACUGAAAUCACCUUUAACUGUCUGCUGUCCAGCAACUCGCGGCAUGUCCCAGGACAGCCAACACGGCAAGUGGAGUGUCUCCAGCAGCGAGGACGACGAUGACGAGCUUCCCCCGUCGGGGACGACAUCCAAACCCCCUCAGGCAACCCACUCCAAAAACACCUCUUCCUCCGCCUCCAACACCGAGUCCAUCGCGGCGUCCGCGGGGGUGAAACCAGAACCGGAACCUUCCCUCGCCGUUGGCUCUGAGGCCAGACGGCAGGCAGCGAGGAACCAAUCCAACCCGGUCAAGUUCGAGUCGCCUGCGGCCGGAAAGAGGAAGGUGGAGGCGUCGGACGGCGCGGGCUGGGCGCUGUCCGACAGCGAUGAUGAAGAUGAUGAUGCAGAGAAGAAGAAGAUGAGUAACGCGCCGGUGAGGAAGCCUGCCAGUCCCAAACGGAAGAAAGCCAAUGUGGAGAAGGAACGCCCGCCCAGCCCCCACGGCCGCCUCUAUUACAUUGACGAGCCCGACGACUUCUUUGAAUCUGGCGUUCCUCGUCUGGACGACACCUUCAGGUUCUACCUGAACAAGGUGACGGGCCUGGACAGGAAGUACAACAGUGGAGCGCUGCACAUCAGAGACAUCCUCUCGCCGUUGUUUGGCACCUUGAAGGGAUCGGUUCAGUUUAAUUACUGCUUCGAUAUCGCCUGGAUGGUUGAGCAGUAUCCUGCAGACUUCAGGGAUCGUCCCGUCCUCAUCGUCCACGGGGACAAGCGGGAGGCCAAGGCUCGGCUGGUGCAGCAGGCUCAGCCCUUCCCUCACGUUCGCUUCUGCCAGGCCAAGCUGGACAUCGCUUUUGGAACCCACCACACGAAGAUGAUGCUGCUGUGGUACGAAGAAGGCUUCAGAGUCGUCAUCCUGACCUCCAACCUCAUCCGAGCAGACUGGUACCAGAAAACACAAGGGAUGUGGAUGAGUCCUCUGUUUCCACGGUUACCACAAGGCAGCAGUGACACCUCCGGCGAGUCGCCCACCUUCUUCAAGAGAGACCUCCUGGAAUACCUGGCGUCCUAUCGGGCCCCGGAGCUGGAAGAGUGGAUACAGCGAAUAAGAGAGCACGACCUGUCCCACACAAGGGUGUACUUGGUGGGCUCCAUCCCUGGCAGGUACGUUGGACCCGACAUGGAGCGCUGGGGCCACCUGAGGCUGAGGAAGCUGCUGUACGAGCACGCCCGCCCCGUCCCCGGCGAGGACCGGUGGGCCGUGGUGGGCCAGUUCUCCAGCAUCGGCUCCAUGGGGGCCGACAAGAGCAAGUGGCUGGCGGGGGAGUUCCAGCGCACCCUCACCACUCUGGGGAAGUCGUCGCUGCGGCCCGACCCGCCCGUCCACUUGUUGUAUCCGUCAGUGGAAGACGUGAGGACCAGUUUAGAAGGCUAUCCUGCGGGGGGGUCUCUACCCUACAGCAUCCAGACGGCUCAGAAGCAACUUUGGCUGCACUCUUACUUCCACCGGUGGCAAGCGGAUGCAACCGGGAGGACUCAUGCCAUGCCCCACAUCAAGACGUACAUGAGGGUGUCACCAGACUUCACUGAGCUGGCCUGGUUCCUGAUCACCAGUGCCAACCUGUCCAAAGCGGCGUGGGGCGCUCUGGAGAAGAACAACACUCAGGUGAUGGUUCGAUCCUACGAGCUGGGCGUCCUCUACGUGCCCUCGGCCUUUGACAUGAAGAUGUUCACGGUACAAAAAAACCCAUUUCCUUUCUCGUCAUCGUCCUCUGGUUUCCCUGUGCCCUUUGACCUGCCACCGACAUGCUACUCGCCUAAAGAUCAGCCGUGGAUCUGGAACAUUCCGUACAGUCAGGCUCCUGACACUCAUGGAAACGUUUGGGUUCCCUCCUAAUAUCUACUACAUUAAUAUUAGUAGCUAACAGUACAAAUGCUUUGUUUUUUUUACUGUAAACAGUCCUUUUAUAUUAUAUUUUUGUAUGCAUUUGACUGUACUGUCUGUACGCAAUAAAAUGUAGCCGCUC